This is a messenger RNA of Porites evermanni, 705 nucleotides long. NCBI's taxonomy places the organism in Eukaryota, Metazoa, Cnidaria, Anthozoa, Scleractinia, Poritidae. The record is from the annotation of a GenBank genome assembly.
AUGCAGCCUCUCGAUCCAAUAACCCUGGCAAUAAUUGCUGUGGUGGUAGCUGUUGUACUCUCUGCACUUCUGUUACUUCUCUUUACAUCCCGUGAGGAGAAAUUUGAAGAUGUUCUAGCGGCCCAGCGUUCUGAACAAGAUGCGUAUCUUGUACGUUCUGCUGCUGUAAAAUCCGCCAAACCUCGGAAGAAGUUCAGCAAGGGUAAGAAGAAAUACUCAGACGAUGGGGAAGUCAUGGAAGAAGUUUCAGAGCCUUUGGUCGAAGAAACGAUCGAGACAAGCCAUGUCGAGGAAGACGAGUCGGGUUUUUCUCCAUCCGGAAAAUAUUUUAUGGAAGCUGACCCACCGGAUGAAGAGAAGGUACCCUUAGCGGAAGAAAAACCGAGCACUGGGAUUAUGAAAGAGCGUCCAGGGAAAAAGAAGUCGAAAAAAGCUGCCCUGAAAGAGGAGAAAAGUUCCGUGAGUGAACACCAUGUAAGUUUCGACAAACCACGUGAGGAUGUGGAAGAGGUUGUAGCUCAACUCGAUUCCGCUUCAACUUUGGAAAACGAGCCAGGCAAGUUCGAGGAACUCGAAAUCGAAGAGCAGAAACUUCCUGACAGCAAUGAAACAGCGGCUUCAGCUAAGAAGUCGAGGAGUAAACCCAAACCAGCCAAAGACAAGGGGUCUAUUCAAGGUCAGUGUGGCGUCGAUUGUAAUAAGUAA